AUGGCACGAAAACCCAAGGGUCCAACUCCUCCACCAUCAGACAAUGACGAUAAUGAAGAAGCAGAAUCUCAACAAGUGUUUCGAAAAGGUAAUACUCCACCUCGUUCUCCUACUCCAACUGAAGAAGUUAAGAUUCCAACCCCACCUCCAUCACCAAAACGAUCACCUCCACAAACAGAAGAAGUUAAAAUUCCAACUCCACCUCCUUCCCCAAAACAAACACCUUCGAAACAGACACCUCCAACACCGACACCGAAAGUCCCAGUUUUGGUUGUUCCCACUACUACAACAGAAACUUCUCUACCACUUCCACCAGUUUCUUUUGGCUCUAUUUCCAUAACACCUUUAUCAACUCCAAUCAUUACCCCAGUCACAACCACUACAAUCCCUGAACAAACAGCAAGGGUCAACGUAUUUGAUACGGGGGCACCUACUGCAACAGAAACCCCUGUCAUCACUAAAACUCUCUCACCAACCCACUCACCCGACUCAGGUGCUACUCUAGGAGGCGACAAUGAUGAGUAUGACUCCACAUACUUUAGUCCUUAUCGGUUACAUUCUGAUGAAGACACUGAAGCUCCUAUCAACCGCUAA
This is a messenger RNA of Lactuca sativa (garden lettuce), 594 nucleotides long. The record is from RefSeq and is a predicted model, not a curated record. Lineage: Eukaryota; Viridiplantae; Streptophyta; Magnoliopsida; Asterales; Asteraceae.